UUGUCCCUUCCUUUUCUAGCGCAUUAGCUCCCUGAUCCUGUGAUUGUUUGGGACGAACAGUUUCGAGCGUAACUUGUUCAGGUGCUGGUCGUAGAUUCGUUCAGAGGUAGGGAUGGGAAGAGAGAAGUGGACUCAGAUCUCUCGAGGGAUCGUUGGGGUUUGGAUUCAGGCUGUCACGCACUAUACUUGGGUACAGGUUGGACCUUUUGUUAUCAUCUACUGAGCAGGGGAAUUCAUUGAGCGACCGAAAUGCACCGGGGAGUUCCACUCCUUCCCCUUUUGUGUGAUUUUCGCUUCUGCUAUGAACACGUUGUUGUGCUUCAGUUUCGAACAGCUAUUUGGUGGUUUAGUGUUGCCAUUCUGGAUUUUGAGUUUUGUUUUCAGCUCCCGGAAUCCACCACUGGUUGCAUCGGACGACCAGUUCGCCUUCUGCAAUCUGCUGCCUGAAUGGAUGUGAAUAUUUUGCUCCGUAGCAAAGACAGUCAGGAUAGAGUGCCAUUGUUGCAAAAGGCAAAUUCGAUGGUGCUGUUUAGUUGGGUCUUUCAGACCUUUUUCCUUUGUGAACAACUUUCAGAUUAUCGGACAAGAACCAUCUCAUGUUUGCCUGCUGACUGUUUGUUAUUUUCUCAUUUUGUGCGCUUUUGCCCCUGCUUUUGAAUUAGACAAUUAGUUCGAGCCAGUUUAGUUCAUACCGCAAAAGCUGUAGUAUACCUCAAUAUUCUUAUUAUGUCUCUCCCCAAAGAAAAGUUGGAAACGAGAUAAUCUGAAGUAUUUAUUUAUACUACGACUAAUGGCUAACACCUCAUGUAUGAUAAAGGGGCCGUAACUUGGGACCUUUGAUAUCUUGGAUGCUGCAUAUUUCUGCAUCAAAUUUGAUGCUUAAACUAGUGGAUGUAAGAUAAACAAUGCUCUUCCUUGUCAAGACCAAAUGGUUCCAAAAUUGAGCUUCUGAGGGCGCAAACCAACAAACCCACGAAAGUAACCAGAGAUGCUAUUGACUAAAGUUUUUCUCCAGGAUUGGACUAAAUGCUGGACUUAAGAAUAUAAUUCAUGUGUUUAUAUUUGGAAACAAUUAGUUGUUCUUUCUUGUAAUUGUGAUGUCAUCAAGGCAUUGAACACUAAUUAUGAGUUAAUUUGUUGUAGAGAGGUGCACAUUUGGUAUCUUUCCCCUGAUGAGUUGAAUGACGCCUCCCAAUUGAAGAUGUACAUGGAGCUCCUUUCCCCUUCUGAAAGGAAGAAUGCUUUGUCCAUGAAUGGGGAAAAUUUGCAGAAAGUUGCUGUGCUGUCCCGUGCACUGGUGCGCACCACCCUCUCGAGAUGGGUACAGAAAUUUUCCAUUCUGGCGGUUCAAGUUGGACUAUAUAGUCAUAAAUAUUUGUAAUGACAUGCACAACUUGGUAUCACUGGAAGAAAAUGGUGGUGUUUUUAUUGGAGGGAUUGUUCUGUUUGACCCAUGUCACAUGGGGAUGCAUACAAUCAUACAGAUACAGAUUGUAAAAUCGAUCCAAGAUUGUUUGAGUUUAAGAAGAACAAAUUUGGCAAACCUGAGAUACUGUGGCGGGCUGAUGAUGAUAGGAUAGAGUGGCCUUUGCAUUUCAAUAUUUCGCACACAUCGUCUUUGAUUGCCUGUGGAGUUACUAUGGAUGCUCCUAUUGGGAUUGACAUUGAGGAGAAGAAACGAAACACAGCCAAGAAUGUUUUAUCUCUUGCUGACCGUUAUUUCACCCCUUCUGAAUUCGAUCAUCUAGUCAACCUUCCUGAUCCUGAUGCUCAGCAAAAGGAAUUCAUCAAACUAUGGACUCUUAAAGAAGCAUACGUAAAAGCUCUUGGAAGAGGGUUUUCAGGUGCUCCUUUCAAUAAAUUCUCAAUCAUAUUGGCAGCUAAUAAUGGAAUUCAAAUUUCUGUGGAACCAAAAGCACUCAACGAUUCCAACUCUAGUUGUGACUGUCUGUCCGAGAAUUGGAAAUUCGCACUUGCUGAGCUAUAUGGUUCUUAUUACAUGGCAGCUUGUAUGGAAGAUGACUCGAGAAGUUCAGGUUCUGAAGAUGAUCGAUCACCACUAGGCUUGAAAGUAUGGAAAACCAUUCCGUUCUUAGAAGACAUACUUGUUUCUGGAACAGAAGCUGUAAAAUUUAUCAGUUGACUGUGCUAGAGUAUAUGGCAUUGUGAUAUGGAUUUGAGCCAUUUAUGGGGAGAAGCUCUGAUCAUUUUUCUGGUAUUGAGGGGAAACUGACCACUGACGUCGCGCUAUAGUUGGGGCUAUGGAAAUUCGGCAGCAUAUACUCUCAAUAAAGACUUCGUUAUUAGCUGCAAGGCUACCACAACAACCUGCUUUUGAAGGGACAAACCAUUCUUUUAUUGUUACUGUAGCAGGCUUGCAUUCGACUGAUUAGUCAAGGAUGUCAGCAGUUGCUAUCUGACGUAUUUUUGGAGUUGCAUCUAUAUGUAUGGCUAGACUUCCACCUUUGAAAAGUUCGGUGCAGCAUAUCUUGAUUCGAAUGCUGUACGAAUCAUUGUGGUUCUAGAAUGCAUCUUUAUGAUUGGAAUGUAACACGUAGGCUUUCGAUGCUGUAAUAGAAUGAUGUCUUGCUGCUGAGGAAUCAGUUAGGAUUCCUACGCCGAUUGCAGUUGAUGUAGUACGUUAACAUUUUUCAAUGACCAAAUUGCCUCUCUCCUGUGAGCCCAA
This is a messenger RNA of Setaria italica (foxtail millet), 2686 nucleotides long. RefSeq names its product 4'-phosphopantetheinyl transferase HetI. The coding region runs from base 1454 to 2143 and encodes 229 amino acids. Gene Ontology annotation, cellular component: cytosol. The record is from RefSeq and is a predicted model, not a curated record. The transcript is spliced from 8 exons. Lineage: Eukaryota; Viridiplantae; Streptophyta; Magnoliopsida; Poales; Poaceae. Gene Ontology annotation, biological process: fatty acid biosynthetic process. Gene Ontology annotation, molecular function: magnesium ion binding; holo-[acyl-carrier-protein] synthase activity.